This is a messenger RNA of Cyprinodon variegatus (sheepshead minnow), 10058 nucleotides long. It is a transcript of the gene dock4b, whose product is annotated as dedicator of cytokinesis 4. Gene Ontology annotation, molecular function: guanyl-nucleotide exchange factor activity; small GTPase binding. Gene Ontology annotation, cellular component: cytoplasm; plasma membrane. Gene Ontology annotation, biological process: cell chemotaxis; small GTPase-mediated signal transduction. The transcript is spliced from 53 exons. The coding region runs from base 158 to 6094 and encodes 1978 amino acids. NCBI's taxonomy places the organism in Eukaryota, Metazoa, Chordata, Actinopteri, Cyprinodontiformes, Cyprinodontidae. The record is from RefSeq and is a predicted model, not a curated record.
GUGUUGGUGGAGGCGACGCUUUCUCCUUUCUGUAACCUAAACAAUGACUCCUACUACAGACCGGAGGAGAGCCCACUGAUAGAAUGCUUCAUAAAGACCCAAAACGCAACAAUUCGCUGCUAUUCCGUCCGCUCGCUUAAAUGCCCCGAGCGUAAACAUGUGGAUACCUACAGAACAUGAGAAAUACGGCGUCGUGUUGGCCAGUUUCCGAGGGACCGUCCAGCAUGGCCUCCCGCUGGAAAUCGGAGACACAGUGCAGAUCCUGGAGAAAUGUGAAGGAUGGUACAGAGGAUUCAUUCUAAAGAAUCCUAAUGUUAAGGGGAUCUUCCCAUCCAGUUAUAUCCACCUGAAGAAUGCCGUGGUGAAGAACAAAGGGCAAUUUGAGACAGUAAUUCCCAUCGAGGACUCAGUCAUCACGGAGAUGACGUCGACACUGCGGGAGUGGGGAGCCAUGUGGAAGCAGCUCUAUGUGAAGAAUGAAGGAGAUUUAUUCCAUCGGCUCUGGCAUGUAAUGAAUGAAAUCUUGGACCUGAGGAGGCAGGUACUGGUCGGCCACCUCACUCACGACCGGAUGAAGGACGUCAAACAGCACAUCACGGCGAGAUUGGACUGGGGUAACGAACAACUUGGCUUGGACCUGGUGCCCCGGCGGGAGUUCAGCAUGGUGGACCCAGAUGAAAUCAGCGUAACAGAACUUUAUAGACUGAUGGAACACCGGCAUCGUAAGAAGGAGACUGCUACGCCUGCGAGCACACAUCACUUAUUUGUUCAUGUGAAAAGCCUGAUGAGUGCCAAUCUGGGGGAGGAACUGGAAGUCUUCUUUCACAUUUAUGAUGGGCGGGAGAAUCGGCCUCUCAGUGAACGCUUCUUCGUCAGGCUGAAUAAGAGCGGAUUGCCCAAGUGGCCGGAAAAGACCGAAAGGCAAUGCACGCUGUUUGUGGAUUUGGGAAGCAGCGAUCUACGAAAAGAUGUCUACAUUGUUGCACACAUCAUAAGAAUUGGGAGGAUGGGAGCAGGAGAGAAGAAGAACACAUGCAGUGUGCAGUACAGGCGGCCGUUCGGCUGCGCUGUCGUCAGCAUUGCUGAUCUCCUCACUGCUGAUUCCAAGGAUGACCAUUUGCUCAAGGUUUAUGCAUGCAACACAGAGAUUGAGUGGUACCAGAUUCAUGAGAACAUCAUUAAAAAGGCCAAUUCCAGGUACAACUUGUCUGGAUCCAACACCGGUCUGUCAGUGGCUCUACAGCUUCUCCAUGGAGACAUAGACCAACUAAGGCGAGAGUACAUGGGCCUCUUCACCCGUGGGGUGUGCAUAACCAGGAAGCUGGGCUUCUCUGACAUCAUCAUGCCAGGGGAGAUGAGGAAUGACCUCUACAUGACGCUGGAGAAGGGAGAGUUUGAGAAGGGUGGGAAGAGCGUUGCUCGUAAUGUGGAGAUCACGGUUUACGUCCUGGACGCUGAUGGACAAAUCCUCAAGGGUUAUGUGGCUGCCGGCUCCGGUGAACCAGGCACAGAUGACUACCACUCUCUGGUGCUGUACCACAACAACAGCCCCCGCUGGGCGGAGCAGAUCAAGCUGCCCAUCCCAGUUGACAUGUUCCGAGGGUCUCAUGUCCGCUUCGAAUUUCGGCAUUGCUCCACUAAAGACAAGGGAGAGAAGAAACUGUUUGGCUACUCCUUUGUUCCUCUGAUGCAGGAAGAUGGCAGGACUCUGCCAGAUGGCACCCAUGAGCUCAUUAUCCACAAGUGUGAGGAGAACACCAGCUUUGCGGACUGUACCCGCUACCUAAAGUUGCCGUUCUCCAAAGUCAAUCUUCCUUCAAACAAUCAGACACUGAAAGGCACCAAAGAGUCUUUCUGGAUCACCAGCUUCCUCUGCUCCACCAAGCUCACACAGAACGGUGACAUGCUGGACCUGUUGAAGUGGCGAGCCCACCCCGAGAGGAUCAAUGACAGCCUAACGAAACUGAAAGAGAUAGACGGGUCUGAGAUUGUCAAAUUUCUUCAGGACACCUUAGACACCCUCUUUGGCAUUCUGGACGAAAGCUCUCAGAGAUACAGCCUCAAGGUGUUUGAUUCACUCGUUCAUAUCAUCAACCUCCUUCAGGACAGUAAAUUCCAGCACUUCAAACCAGUCAUGGACACCUACAUUGAGAGUCAUUUUGCUGGAGCUUUGUCCUACAGGGACCUGAUCAAAGUCCUGAAAUGGUACGUGGAUCGCAUUAUUGACGCCGAACACCAGGAUCAUAUACAGCAGGUCCUCAAGGCCAGCGAUUACAUCUUCAAGUACAUUAUUCAGUCUCGCCGGCUCUUCUCUUUGGCCACUGGCGGUCAGAACGAGGAGGAGUUCAGAGUCUGCAUCCAUGAGCUCUUCAUGUCCAUCUGCUUCUUCCUCUCACAGGAGAACAAAGGCAUCAGUCCAGUUGCUCAGACUCAGGCGGUGUUCCUGCGAACGUUCCCGGCCAUUUACAGCGAGCUGCUGAAGUUCUUCACUGUUCGAGAGGUGGCCGGUUUUGUCCGGGAGACACUGGGUAGUCUGCCCAACGUAGUCCAAGCAGACAGUCCCCUGGAGCCUGUCAAACUGCAGUGCAUUUCCAAGACAGUGGAAAGCCAGCUUUACAUUAACCCAGAGUCCCGGUGCAUCCUGCUACCCGUUGUGCUCCGAGUGCUUCACACCUGCCUACAGGAGCAGAGAGAUCUGGUCAUGUGUGCACGCAUCUUCACCAGCAUGCUGUCCCUCAUUAAGAAGGAGGAAAACGGAACUGUGGAGCCUGCUGUGUCGGAGGAAGUGGAGCUCAUAGUGGAAAGUCUCCUGGGAGUAUUACUGAGAACUAUCCUGGAAAUCAGCAACCGGCCCCAACCUGCAGGACCCGCCAUGAGACUGCAGUUUCAGGAUGUCACUGGUGAGUUUGUGGCGUGUUUGUUGGCGCUCCUGCGACACAUGAGUGACAAACACUAUCAGAAGCUGCUGCAGGCAUUCAGCAGCAAAGACGACCUGAGGGACUUCCUGCUUCAUAUCUUCACAGUCUUCAGAAUCCUAAUCAGACCCGAAAUGUUUCCCAAAGACUGGACGGUGAUGCGACUCGUCACAAACAACGUCAUCAUCACAACCGUCCUCUACCUUUCAGAUGCGCUGAGGAAAAACUUCCUCAAUGACAAGUUUGAUUACAAGGUUUGGGACUCGUAUUUCUACCUGUCUGUCAUAUUCAUCAACCAGCCUUGUCUUCAGCUUGAAUCCUUCUCGCCAUCCAAGAGGAAGAAGAUUCUGGAAAAAUACGGAGACAUGCGUGUAAUGAUGGGCUGUGAGAUCUUCAGCAUGUGGCAGAAUUUAGGGGAACACAAGUUGAACUUUAUCCCGGCCAUGAUUGGGCCGUUCCUGGAAGUGACCCUGGUCCCUCAACCUGAUCUAAGGAAUGUCAUGAUCCCAAUCUUCCAUGACAUGAUGGACUGGGAGCAGAGGCGCAGCGGCAAUUUUAAACAGGUGGAGGCCAAGCUGAUUGAUAAACUGGACAGUCUGAUGUCUGAGGGUAAAGGAGACGAAACGUACAGGGAGCUCUUCAACAGCAUAAUUCCUCUGUUUGGUCCGUACCCUAGCCUGCUGAAGAAGAUUGAGAGGGAGACGUGGAGGGAGAGCGGGAUCUCUCUGAUUGCAACCGUCACUCGUCUGAUGGAAAGGCUGCUGGACUACAGGGAUUGUAUGAAGUUGGGGGAAGUUGAUGGUAAAAAGAUUGGUUGCACUGUCAGCUUACUGAACUUCUACAAAACUGAACUCAACAAGGAGGAAAUGUACAUCCGCUACAUCCACAAACUAUAUGAACUCCACCUAAAAGCUCAAAACUACACAGAGGCUUCCUACACCCUGCUGCUGUAUGACGAGUUACUUGAGUGGUCAGACAGGCCGCUCAGAGAGUUCCUUAACUACCCCAUGCAGAGUGAGUGGCAGAGAAAGGAGUUCCUGCAUCUCACCAUCAUUCAGAACUUCGACAGGGGAAAGUGUUGGGAGAAUGGCAUCAUCCUGUGCAGGGAGCUUGCAGAUCAGUACGAGUCGUACUACGACUAUAGGAACUUGAGCAAAAUGAGGAUGAGGGAAGCAUCCCUGUAUGACAAAAUAAUGGACCAGCAAAGAUUAGAGCCGGAAUUCUUCAGAGUUGGCUUCUAUGGAAAGAAGUUCCCUUUCUUCUUACGGAAUAAAGAGUUUGUGUGUCGCGGCCAUGACUACGAGAGGCUGGAGGCUUUCCAGCAGCGGAUGCUCAAUGAGUUUCCCCACGCCAUCGCCAUGCAGCACGUCAACCAGCCGGACCAGACCAUAUACCAGGCUGAUGCACAGUACCUGCAAAUAUACGCUGUAACUCCCAUUCCAGAGAGCCAAGACGUGCUACAGCGAGACGGGGUGCCGGACAACAUCAAAAGCUUCUACAAGUUUAAUCACAUCUGGAGGUUCAGAUACGACCGGCCUUUUCACAAGGGCACCAAAGACAAGGAGAACGAGUUUAAGAGCCUGUGGGUGGAGAGAACUACCCUGACUUUGGUUCAGAGUCUCCCAGGCAUUUCCCGCUGGUUUGAAGUCGAGAAGAGGGAGCUGGUGGAGGUGAGCCCGUUGGAGAACGCCAUCGAGGUGAUAGAGAACAAGAACCUGCAGUUGCGCACGCUGAUCGCCCAGUGUCAGAGCCGGCAGAUGCAAAACAUCAACCCCCUCACUAUGUGCCUGAACGGGGUCAUCGACGCCGCUGUCAACGGAGGCUUGGCCCGCUACCAAGAGGCCUUUUUCGUGAAGGACUACAUCAUGAAUCAUCCGGAGGAUGGAGACAAGAUUGGUCGACUGAGAGAGCUCAUGUUUGAACAGGCCAGCAUCUUGGAAUACGGCCUAGCUGUGCAUGAGAAGUAUGUUCCCCAAGACAUGAGACCCCUUCAUAAGAAGCUGGUGGACCAGUUCCAUCUCAUGAAAUCCAGUCUGGGCAUACAGGAGUUCCCAGCUUAUGUGCGGGCAAGCCCCGUGCCCUUCACCAAUGGGAGCCCACGGACUUACAGGAACUCUGUGCCAAGUAUCAUCAGCCCGGACGCGGGCAGAGGGGUAUCAAGGCGGAGCUACCCUGCAGUGAACCGUUACUCCUCGUCCUCCCUUUCAUCUCAAGCCUCCAACGAAGUCAGUAACAUCACCGGGCAGUCGGAGAGCUCAGAUGAAGUCUUUAACAUGCAGCCCAGUCCAUCUACCUCGAGUUUAAGCUCCAACCAUUCUGCCUCCCCGAAUGUCACCAGCUCAGCCCCUUCCAGUGCCAGAGGUUCGCCUCAAAUGGCAGAGAAACACAAGCAUUCCAGAGAAAAUGCCUGCUUAUCUCCGAGAGAGAGACCGGUCAGUGCCAUCUUCCCCAACCCCCAUGAUCCUGUACAGCGAGCUCCUACUCACCAGAUAGGAGACACAACUCUACCCAGGAGUGACCCCAACCUCUCUGCACCAGAUAAAGUGAGACCCACUCCCAGUAGCUGGAGCCUAGACAGUGCCAGAGAGCGUGCACCAUGCUUCUCUGACAAUGUCAGCAAAUCCAUAUGCCCUCCUGUACCUCCCAGGCCACCAUACCAAGUUUCCUUGGCUAAAAACGCAAGGUCGCAGUCCCCAGGUCCGAUGUCCAGAUCGCCGCAAAAGACCACCAUGCCACCCUUCACUCCUUCUCCCACUGAGUGCCAGUCCACCAGCUUGGUCUCCAACUCCCCAGUGCUAUCUGGCAGCUACAGCAGCGGCAUCUCCUCCCUGAGCCGCUGCAGUGUGUCGGAGGCCUCCGGCACUGAGCUGCCCGCCGGCGACCACCCACCCCACCCUUUGCCACCGCCAACUCCCCUUCCAAAUUCCAUCUCCAGCAGCUCAGACGAGCCCAUCCGCAGAGAGAAUAAGACCCCUCCUCCCUACAGCGUGUAUGAGAGAAACAACCCCCGGCGCCCCGUGCCGCUUCCUCACAGCCUCUCCAUCCCACCGCAGACAGACCCCCCAGCCCUGCCGCCCAAACCUCACCAGCUCCGAACAGGCAGCAUGAAGCUGGACGGGAAUGCCGAUCCUCGGGUGCCCAGACCAAGACCUCUUCCCAGGAAGGUGUCCCAACUAUAGGUGUCUGUUUUUGGUAAAAUAAUACAACACACUGGCGUAUUUUGCACUUUUCUACUAGGCACUCACUUUUUAUGCGAUUCACAGUUUGGCACUCCAGAAGCUCCAACUACAGAGGCAGACUUACCGUCUAACAGUCAGUCGGAAACUAACAAGACCGUAAAACUACCAGAUAGAGUUUGGCUCUGCAUUUACAAGAGGCUUUGACAUUGACUUUAACCAGUCAGUCAUAAUAUAUGUUUACCCAAACAUUCUAGAAAUAAAACACAAUUUUGAUAGAAAUAAUUUCAGAUGUAUGUAUAUUGGUAUAAAUGAGUUUUUUUUGCCUUAAGUAUUGGAAACGGAGUGUUUAUCUGUGAGUCUUGCACGUUUUUUUUUUAUUAUUUGUUAAUUUCUUUUUAAAUAACUCAGUAUAUUUGUAUACUGUUUGGCGAAAAAGAAAAAAGGUGCUAGAGGCCUCAAAUAUGCAUUUCACUGAAGUGUAGAAGACAAGGGUGUGUUCUCAUUGUUACAUCCUCAGAAGUGAGGGUAUAGAUACUUUUUAAAGGAGCUUUUACUUUAACUGAUUUCAUUUUAGAGCUGUUUUUAAAAAAUGCAUUUGUGUUUUAUGUUUCUUGCAAUAGUUGGAACAAAAAGGGGGGCCAGUUUGAGAUCGUCAGGAUUUCGAUUAAAUUUAAUACCACUGUUUUAGGGUGUUGCCAUAUUUUCAAAAUUUGUAUUUAGGGAAUAAAUAGAAAACUGUUGACUUGUCAGUUAACUGCAGGAACAGUAUUGGCAAAAAUUGUUUGAAACUCUAAGCCUUAAUGAUCUUAGGAGGCCAUGAUAGUGGUAACCAGCCCUUGCCUAGUUGUGACCAAUUGGGUCAUUUUUCUAUAAUAUUGCAAAACAUCUAAUAAAGACAAACGUAACAAAUUUUAGGCUUCUUUAACAUCUCAUCUUAAGUUUCUACACGUCCCUUUACUAACCAACACACUGAGCUUCUUUCUUUGAAUUCAGUUAAGUCAUGAAGCUUGACCAAUGCAUGCACUUCUAUAUGCUGCUCUAAAAAAUAAAGGGAACACGUAAACAACACAACAUAGCUUCAAUUAAAUCAAACUUCUGUGAAAUACAACUGUCGACUUAGAAAGCAACCCUGAUUGACAAUCAAUUUCACAUGUUGCUGUGCAAAUGGAAUAGAAAACAGGUGGCGGCAGCAGGGUCACUACCUCUGACUUUGUGCCAGGCGGAACAGGAGGAGCACUGCCAGAGCCCUGCAAAAUGACCUCCAUCAGGCCACAAAUGUGAAUGUGUCUGAAUAAACUAUUAGAAACCGACUACAUGAAGUUGGUAUGAGGGCCCAAAAGCCACAGGAGGUUGUGCUCAUAUGCCCACACUGUGCAGGACACCGUGGCAUUUGCCAGAGAACACCGAGAUUGACAAAUUCACCACUGGCGCCCUCUACUUUUCACAGAUGAAAGCAGGUUCACAGUGACCACACUGAAGACACCGUGGAUAGCAAUCUGCUGCUUGUACCAUCUUUUAGCAUGACUUGAUAGGCAAUGGGUCAGUUAUGGUGUGGAGGGUCACACAGUCCUCCCUGUGAUCGCCAGAGGUAGCAUUACUGCCAUUGAAAACAGGGGUGAUAUCCUCAAAGCCCUUGUAAAACCACAUGCUGGUGCAGUUGGCCUUGGGUUCCUCCUAAUGCAGAAGAAUGCUAGAACUCCUGUGGAUGGAGUGAGUCAUAGCUCCUGCAAGAUGAAGGAAUUCCCCAGACCUAAAUCCGAUUGAGCCCACCCGGGAACAUCUUGUCUUGAUCCAUCUGCCAAUGACAUGUUGCACAGCAGACUGUCCAGGAGUUGAUGCUUUAGUCAAGGUCUGGGACAAGACCCCAAAAGGCGGGCAUACACUGUACAAUAUUGUCAAUCUUUGUACUCAGCUAUAGCCCCAUUUAAACUACCCUCUAAAAACUGAUCUGUACCAAGUUCAGACCGAACUUGGAUUAGUUAACCGUGCCAAGCUUGGUUCCUUGUGAUCGUUUACACAUCAUGCUAGCAAAGUUCCUUGCCUCCUAGUGGCGUUCCAUGGUACUAAUACUCUCUAGAGGUAAACAAGCAAAUCAACAUGAAAGCACCCGUAACAUUCAGGAAGUUUAUUAUAAUUGUGAUAUUUCCUUGUUUGCAGAGAGAAGGUGAUGAAGUCAGCCUUUGGUGAAUUUACUUGAGAGUCAGAGCUUUUGGGAAGUGGAUACGUCAAGCAACAGUCUAAUCAGGGCUUACAGACCCAGGAAACAAUGACAGACGUUGACGUUGAGGUUCAUCACCCUGCUAGGCACAAUCAUCACUGGAAAUCGUGUGGCACGGUAGCUAGAACUGAACCGCGCCAAGCCCUACUGUUAAACUAGUACCAGUUUAGCGUGGUUCAGUUGUGUCUGACACGGUUAGUUUCAGUUUUAUGUUGCAUUUAAAUUCAACAGUUAUCUCUGUUACCAUGCUUGGACUGAUCUCAGCACAGUUUAAAAAGGGUAGUGUAAAUGGGGCUCAAUUCUCAAACAGUACGACGAAACUGCAGAGUUGAAAACAUCACAGCUCACGAUAUAUGCUCUUAAGCUGUAUGGCCCAAUGCUUUAAUGCGAUCUAACUGCUCACUCUAUGAGUCCAAAGUGCACACGUCGAACUUGGCACUGAGAGAUGCUGCUGAUCAGAUGCAUCCAUCUGGGAGAAGAGAACUUCCCCUGUUUGCACAUGCGCGAGAUUCAGAUAGAUUGGUACGUAGACGCUCAUAGCUCUGCUUAAACGGUAGGAUUUGUUCACGAACACCUUUUUGGUGUUGUGUGUGACUUCAAAUACAGGCCUCCAUUGGUUAAUACAUUUGAUUUACUGUACAUUGAGGAUUUUUGUGCAACUCUGUUGUCAGCACAUUCAGCUUUGUACAGAACACAGUUUUCAGUAAGAAUAUUUCUUUCAUUUGGAUUUAGCAUGUGUUAUACAUGAGUGUUCCCUUAAUUUUUUUGAGCAUUGUAGUUUGGUGACAGAAGUUUGAUACCAUUUAUGUGAACACACCCUCUACUUUCUGGGUGAUAUGUACAUGAUAACACAUCUUUGGGUGUGGAGGGGCUUUAGUAGUUAUUGUGCCAAAGGAAACUGAAAAAAAUCCUAUAAUUUUUAUUUCUUACCUCAAAUCUUUCUGCAAACAUCUCAGAAACGCCUGAAAAUGACAUUUUUAAAUACGUCUUCUUAAAGAUUCCAGUUGAGCCCUGCUUUGCCCUAAUCAGACAAGCACAAAAAAGAUUUUAUGAAAUGUAAUGGAGCAAACAAUAUAUGGAAGUUAGAAGAGGGAGUUUUGCAAUCAACAGUGACCUUAAAAAAUAAAUAAACGGAUUGAUGUGCGGGAAGAAUAUCUUCAAACAAAUCAAAGUCAAAUAUUUGUACAGUUGAGAUUUGCUUUCUGUUUAAUUAAAAACAUGAACGUGAGUAGACUGCAUGAUGGGUAGUUGCUCUGCUCUGUUCAGCCACGUCACAUUACAUUGCUGCUGUGGAUAGAUGUCCGGUGGCAGGCACAUUUCACUCUGUUUUGUAAGUUAGAGGGAAUUUCAGCAUAAAUAUUCAGCAAAUUAACUUUGAGAUGUGGGAGGGAUGGUAGCUUUUAGCGUUGUUUGUAUUUCAAUUUUUUUUUCUAUUAUGUUGUGAAUUUUUUGGAGAUUAAAUAUUCACAUUAAUUAGUACUUGACAUGUAAAUUAUGAAGAGAUCAAUGUAAGUAUGCCAGAAAUGAAAUUUGUGUAUUACAAUUAAUGUAAAUACUGUGUUUUUAACAAGAUGUAGCUAUAACAAUUUACAGCUUUGAAUGUAAUGUUGAAGCAGCAAAUUAUUAUAAAUGUUCAAACUUUUAUUGUUUUGUGACUGUAGAGAAACUGAGGUCAUGCAAAAUGACUCCUAACUCAUUUACAAGUUCAUUAAACUGCCCAAUGGAAUAAAAUUGGAGUCAAUGAAA